Ceraceosorus bombacis is the source of this 259-nucleotide messenger RNA. Lineage: Eukaryota; Fungi; Basidiomycota; Exobasidiomycetes; Ceraceosorales; Ceraceosoraceae. The record is from the annotation of a GenBank genome assembly.
AAAACAAGGUCGUUCGCUUUAGCGUCGCGGUGCCCAUUGGAUGAGGGCAACAUUCUCGGAGCUGGGUGCUUGUACGAUCUAUCUCACCAUUCUUCCGCGGAAAAUCAAUGUAUACACGCAGUCAUUGGACGAUAGCUUUAGCUACGUCGAAGCGCUUUGGAACGAUUGUCAAUCAGUUUGGUACGAUGCGCUCUUGCAAGUGAGAUGGAACACUUUGAUUGGUCACUGAUGCAUGCGCGCAAAAACUUGGAAAUGUGGC